This is a messenger RNA of Apis laboriosa (Himalayan honeybee), 327 nucleotides long. Its product is annotated as cuticle protein 38. NCBI's taxonomy places the organism in Eukaryota, Metazoa, Arthropoda, Insecta, Hymenoptera, Apidae. The coding region runs from base 1 to 327 and encodes 108 amino acids. The record is from RefSeq and is a predicted model, not a curated record. The transcript has a single exon.
AUGUACAAAUUCGUCGCUCUGUUCGCCCUGUUCGCCUGCGCCCUGGCCGCUCCAGCACCGGAACCAGCACCAGGCUUCUUGGCACCAGCCGUCCACGCCGCGCCCGUGGUCGCCGCUGCCCCGGUCGCGGUCGCUCACACCCUUCCGGUCGCCACCAGCUACGCCAACACCUACAAAGUAUCGGUGAAGAGCCCGCUCGUUGCGGCAGCUCCCUACAUCGCCGCCCCCGUGGCCACCGCCGCCGUCGUCAAGACAGCCGCACCGCUCGUCGCCGCUGCACCAGCCGCGGCCGUGUACGCUCACGCACCGGUCGUCGCCACGUACUGA